Messenger RNA from Caenorhabditis remanei, 1896 nucleotides. RefSeq lists its product as uncharacterized. Lineage: Eukaryota; Metazoa; Nematoda; Chromadorea; Rhabditida; Rhabditidae. Gene Ontology annotation, biological process: mRNA splicing, via spliceosome. The transcript has 12 exons. Gene Ontology annotation, cellular component: spliceosomal complex. Gene Ontology annotation, molecular function: RNA binding; ATP binding; RNA helicase activity. The record is from RefSeq and is a predicted model, not a curated record. The coding region runs from base 1 to 1896 and encodes 631 amino acids.
AUGAGCACAGACGACGUUGAAGCUGCUCGGAGAAAAUAUGAAGAACGACGCCGAAAGAUCCAGGAAGAAGAAAUGCAAGCGAGAAGAGAUGGAAUGAAUUUGUCAUCUGGAGAUGAUGAUGAAGACGUUGACGAUAUGUUUUUGACAGCAUUACAGAGAAAGAGAGAAAAGGUACAUCGAAGAGCACUUCUCAAACAAGUUCUGGCUCCGACAAUGAAUCAAAAAGAGGAAAUUGAAAGGAAACGGAAAAAGAAGGAAGAAGACAAACUGUCUGAAGAAGCGAGAAAAACUCUUUUAGAGAAACAUGCAGAGAUUAUGGAAACACAAGGAGUAAUCGAUGAAUCUGAACGGCAGCUACGAGAAGAAGAGGAACUGUUGGACAAAGUGACGCGUGGAGGAGGACUUUUAGCAGUGACUGAACUGACGAAAGGAGAAAAAUACGAUGAACCAAUAACAACUGCAUGGCGUCCACCUGGUCAUAUCCGUCGUCAAACCCAAUCAGAUUACGAAAAUCAAAGAAAGCGGCUUGGAAUCAGUUGUGAAGGGGAAAAUAUUCCACCGCCGAUAGGAAGUUUUCUCGAAAUGAAAUUCCCCAAAACUUUGCUUGAAUUCAUGCAAAACGAGAAAGGAAUUGUCACACCGACAGCUAUUCAAAUUCAGGGAAUUCCUGUUGCAUUAUCAGGUCGUGAUAUGAUUGGCAUCGCCUCAACUGGUUCUGGAAAAACGAUGACAUUUGUGUUGCCAUUGGUUAUGUUUUGUUUGGAACAAGAACUGAAACUCCCAUUUAUGAGAAACGAAGGACCAUUUGGUCUCAUCAUUGUUCCUUCGAGAGAAUUGGCUCGUCAAAUCUAUGAUUUAGUCAUUGAAAUGUUUGAUGCAAUCAAUAAAGCAGGACUUCCAGAGAUGAGAGCAGGAUUAUGUAUUGGAGGAGUUCCGAUCGGAGAACAAGCUAAAGAUUUUAGAAAUGGAAUACAUAUUGUCGUAGCCACUCCAGGAAGAUUAUCUGAUAUGCUAACGAAGAAAAUCAUCAAUCUUGAGGUGUGCCGAUAUUUGGUACUCGAUGAAGCGGAUCGAAUGCUUGAUAUGGGGUUCGAAGAUGAAAUCAAAUCGAUUUUUUAUUUCUUCAAAGCACAACGGCAAACUCUUCUUUUCUCUGCAACAAUGCCAAAGAAAAUUCAAUUUUUUGCUAAGUCGGCUUUGGUUCAGCCAAUUGUCGUGAAUGUCGGACGUGCUGGAGCAGCCUCAUUGAAUGUACUUCAAGAGCUUGAAUUUGUGAGAUCUGAGAAUAAAUUGGUCCGUGUGCUAGAGUGUCUUCAGAAGACGUCACCAAAAGUUCUUAUCUUUGCUGAAAAGAAGGUUGAUGUCGAUAAUAUUUACGAGUAUUUACUUGUGAAAGGAGUGGAAGUAGCAUCAAUUCACGGAGGAAAAGAUCAAAGUGAUCGUCAUGCUGGAAUUGAAGCAUUCAGAAAGAAUGAGAAGGAUGUUCUCGUGGCAACAGAUGUCGCAUCAAAAGGACUCGAUUUUCAAGGAAUUGAACAUGUUAUUAAUUUUGAUAUGCCUGAGGAUAUUGAGAAUUAUGUACAUAGAAUCGGUCGUACGGGUCGUUCUGGUCGAAAGGGUCUCGCAACGACAUUCAUCAAUAAGAAAUCAGAAAUGUCUGUUCUAUCUGAUUUGAAACAAUUACUCGUGGAAGCUGGACAAGAGCUCCCAGAGUUUCUCAAAAUGUUGGCAGGAGACGAGGAAGGAAUUGCUCCGGCUGGUACAAAUGCAGACAAGGGUUGUGCAUAUUGUUCUGGUCUUGGACAUCGUAUCACGGACUGUCCAAAACUCGCCGGAAUCGGAAACAAAACAACUCAAGCAUUGGCCAGAGGUGGUGGAGACGAUGGUGGAUUCUGA